Durio zibethinus is the source of this 1225-nucleotide messenger RNA. RefSeq lists its product as uncharacterized. The record is from RefSeq and is a predicted model, not a curated record. Lineage: Eukaryota; Viridiplantae; Streptophyta; Magnoliopsida; Malvales; Malvaceae.
CUUCCUUAUUUCCCUAACACUCAGUAGUUUCAUAUAUUUUCCUCUCAUUCUUAGUAUGAAGACAUUACCCUUUUUUUAAUAUUUUAUUUAUAAAUAUUUCUUUUUGUACUUUGAUUAUUUUCUUAAAUUUCGUCGGAAAAUCUGCAUUCAAUUUCCAUUUCCAUUUCUGAAGCAUUUAAUUCUCUUAAUUGUUCAUUGCCUUCAUCUGUUUAAUUUAUAAGCCCUUUGUUGUUCUGCCAUGGGUGUUGCAGUUCUAAAACCAGAAGAUUGUCUGAAGCUACCUUAUCCCAUGAAACACCCAAAAAACGCUUGCCCUAACCCUAACCCUAACCCUAACCGGAUGAACCGUACACAACCAAACCGUAAGAAGCGUACUCCGAACACCUCCCCUACUUUUCGUCCCACUGUCGGCUCCAAAUCGCCGGCCAAAAAUCUCGUCAUGGGUGAAGUAAAGAUCCUCAAACGAGGCGAAGAGCUGAACAAAACGGCAUCGGAAAAGCCUAUAAGGGUCGAAAAGGAAAACGUUGACGUAGAUCUGGGUUCCACUAACCGUUUGGGUCCAGAUCCCGGGUCCGUUCCGAUGCAGAUCCGACUGACUGAAUCAAACAAAAACAGAAACAAGGUCGUACCAGCCGCGUUUUAUGCUGGGUCUGCCUUUAUAACAUCGCCACCUCCGAGUUCUGUUCCGAUGCCGGCCUUUUUCACAAAGAAAACUGGCGCUGCUGUGAAGAACGUUGAUGCUACGACUGAUUUGAGAAGGAUAUUGAGGCUUGAUUUGUAGCGAUAGCAAAGAAUCAAAUGGUGGCUGCUGUUAAAAGUUGUUGGAGUUAGCUGAUCUCUCGUUUGGGUUCUCAGAUUUUCGAUCAUCUCUUAUUUUUUCAAGGGGAAAGAUCGAAAGUAGGUUUAAUUUUCCUAAUCAAGUUCCUCUGCUGUAUAGCUUAGCGUUGUGUUAGAUUUAGUUAGAUUGUUUGCUUUAAUAUGGUGUGUACUGUCAACCUUUCUCUUUCUUUUGGGUAACUUGUGUUGGAUUGCUGGGUCUCUAUUUGAUGUUAAUGUUUUGGGUUGUGAAUCUUGUAAUUGAUUUAUAUAUCCCUCUUGCUUAUCGGGUAUGAUGUAGUUGCUAUUUGAUUUCUGAGUAAAUUUUAGUGAUUUCUUAAGUGUGAAAUCCUGGUGUUGUGUUUUUGGUAGAUGAAUGAUUUUGAAGCUUGUUUUCUGACCCUGCCAA